Aspergillus ibericus CBS 121593 is the source of this 478-nucleotide messenger RNA. RefSeq lists its product as uncharacterized. The transcript is spliced from 2 exons. Lineage: Eukaryota; Fungi; Ascomycota; Eurotiomycetes; Eurotiales; Aspergillaceae. The coding region runs from base 51 to 356 and encodes 101 amino acids. The record is from RefSeq and is a predicted model, not a curated record.
AUUCAAUCAAACAUUAAUCGACUCUUGCCUUGCUUUUUUUUUUCAGCAACAUGGGCCUUAUCAAAACGGGAAUUCAACUUGUCGGCGCUUAUGGUCUCCUCCGCGCUGGGUCCAAGGCUGCCAACGAAUACCAAGAAAAGAAGAAAUCCAGGGAGAAUAAAAACCAUCAUUGCAACUGUCACCAUCACGAGCAGUACCAACAACCUCAGUAUCAACAAGAAUACCAAGACACGCAACAUGGAUACAAUCAGGGAAAUACAAAACAGGGUCCCCAGGGUACGCCUCCCAUCUACAGCGAGGGGUACAGGCAAAUGAAGCAAUAUGAUCAACGCUAUUAUGCAUCGAAUGGACGGUAGCCUGGGAUUUGGAAUUUAUUUUGUCAUUUUACUCGAGAUUUCAUUGCUGUUUAGCGCGGUGUCUUAUCAUUCCUGAUAGAGCAUCAUUUACAUGGCGUUAGCUACUGCAUAACAUUAACAUU